Messenger RNA from Aspergillus saccharolyticus JOP 1030-1, 1300 nucleotides. Its product is annotated as VIT1/CCC1 transporter family protein. Gene Ontology annotation, cellular component: fungal-type vacuole membrane. Bases 267 to 1175 code for a protein of 302 amino acids. Lineage: Eukaryota; Fungi; Ascomycota; Eurotiomycetes; Eurotiales; Aspergillaceae. Gene Ontology annotation, molecular function: manganese ion transmembrane transporter activity; iron ion transmembrane transporter activity. The record is from RefSeq and is a predicted model, not a curated record. Gene Ontology annotation, biological process: intracellular manganese ion homeostasis. The transcript is spliced from 3 exons.
GAGGGGUACUUGGGCAGAUCAAGCCAAAAAACACAGAAACCUUUCUCUUUUGCUAAUUGAGACGAAUCCAUCCUCUCUCAUCCUUUGCAGCCUUACCGGAAUUGCAGCAAAGGUCUAGAUUCUCGCCGGCCUUCUUUUCCGCCGGUCAUCGAAUUGACGUCAGGGCCUCACAAGAACGAACAAUCCAUCGUUGGAUCUGUUAAUUCCUCCCUCUGCACCAAGCUAAAAUAAACAAACAAGCGAUUCGAACAAUAUCCUCCUUCAUCAUGGCUUUUCUCUUUAUCAAACAAAAACUCUUCCCUGGAAGUCAGCAGAAAGCUGCCAGUCCAUUCGGCAAGCCGUUGCUCUCCAACUCCGAAACCGAGGAAAUCUACGUGAAUCGCGAUCUGGAGGCUCAACGCUCCUACGACACCUUCCGUCCAUCAUCGCCCGUUUCAGACGUCGACAGCACCAGCACUAGCACAAGCUCGCGGUCGCGCAUCAACCCUCGCAUCGUCUCCGAUGCCAUCCUGGGCUUGUCGGAUGGAUUGACGGUGCCAUUCGCGCUGAGCGCCGGUCUAUCUGCUCUCGGAAACACCAAGGUUGUCGUGCUGGGCGGGCUGGCUGAGCUGACGGCCGGUGCCAUCUCCAUGGGACUGGGAGGCUACGUCGGCGCCAAGAGUGAAGCCGAGUCUUAUGAAGCCACCGUCCGCGAAACUAAGGAGUUGAUUGCCUCCUCCCCUGCUGAAACCACCGCCAUUGUGCACUCCAUCUUCUCCACCUACCGCCUCCCCGCCGAAGUAAUCUCCGAGAUCAGCAACUCGCUGCAUGCCUCGGAAGAGCGUCUUCUGGACUUCCUCAUUAGCUUUCACCACAAGGAGUCGCAGCCCGACUGCAACCAGGCCUGGAUCUCCGCUAUCACGCUUGCGCUGGGUUACUUUGUUGGUGGCUUCAUCCCGCUCAUCCCCUACUUCUUCGUCAACCAGGUCAUCACCGCUUUGUACAUGAGCAUCGGCGUCAUGGCAGUGACGCUUCUGGCCUUUGGGUAUAUCAAGACAUGUGUCGUGCGCGGCUGGACCGGACGCGAAAACAUCAUGGCGGGACUUAAGGGCGGAGUGCAGAUGGUGUUUGUGGGUGGUGUGGCCGCGGGAGCAGCUAUUGCGCUGGUGCGGUUGAUUGAUGCGGGAGAUGUAUAACCCACCGCUGUCUCUCCUCACCACCCACUUUUCUGCCAUUCCUUUUUCACCACCAAAAGUUCACUCAUGCCCUUAAUGACCAUGUACAUUAUAUACAGAUACCACGGAAGACAUAUAGAGCGGGC